GUCCGCGGCCUUUGCGGGACCUACAACUGGAACCAGCAGGAGGAGUUCACCACCCCGGAGGGCGACGUGGAGUCCAGCGUGGCGGCUUUCGCCCACAAGUUCCAACUUUCCCACGCCUGCCCCGCCCCUACGGGCGACUUACUCUUCGAUUCCUGCAGCACGUACACCCAACGACGGCAAUACGCCGAGACGGCUUGUGCCGCCCUCCACGGCGCGCCCUUCCAGCCCUGCCACAACCUGGUGGAGCGGGAACCCUUCUACCAGUUGUGCCUGGAGGACGUGUGCAGCUGUUCGGCUGAGGAUGAUUGUCUUUGUGGUGCCCUGGCUGCCUACGCCCACCAGUGUGCCCAGGAGGGAGCUUUUGUGGCCUGGAGGAACCAGAGCUUCUGCNCGGUGCAGUGCUCUGGGGGCCAGGUCUACCAAGAAUGCGCCACCCCCUGUGGAAGAACCUGCGCCGACCUUCCGGCGGAAAAAUUCGGCAUCUGCGAGGACCUCCACCCUGCCUGUGUGGCUGGAUGCAACUGCCCGGAAGGUCUGGCGCUGGACCACGAAGGGCAGUGCGUCCAGCCGGCCCUGUGUCCCUGCCUGCACCAGGAGAAAGCCCACCCGCCCGGUAGCAAGAUUCAGAGGAGCUGCAACAGCUGCGUUUGUGUGAACGGGGCCUGGAGCUGCACAGAGGAGACCUGUCCCAGUGCGGUGCGUUGUCCCGGAGAGCUGAUCUACGCCAUCGACGCCUGCCUCCUCACCUGUGAGAGUCUCCAGAGUAACCUCAGCUGCGACGGCGCCUCCGAUGGCUGCGUGUGCCCUCCUGGCGCCGUUUUCCUGAACGAGCACUGUGUCCCCCCAGAGGAAUGUCCUUGUCACCACAAUGGCCACCUCUAUCUGCCCAACGAGACCAUCGCCAGGGAUUGCAACACCUGCAUUUGCCGAAAGCAGCGCUGGGAAUGCAGCCACCACCGCUGUGCCGCGACCUGCGUGGCCACCGGAGACCCCCACUACAUCACCUUCGACGGGCGGGCGUACACCUUCCUAGGGGACUGCGAGUACGUCCUGGUCCGCGAGAACAGCGGCGCCUUCACCGUCACAGCCGAGAACGUACCCUGCGGCACCAGCGGCACCACCUGCACCAAGUCCGUGGUGGUGCUGAUGGGCAGCAUGACAGUUCACCUGCUCCGAGGAAAGGACGUGACGGUGAACGGCGUCUCGGUCCGGCCCCCCAAGACCUACAGCGGGAAUGGGCUGACCUUGGAGAGAGCUGGACUCUUUCUGGUGCUCCUCUCUCAGACGGGGCUGACGGUGUUCUGGGAUGGAGGCACCCGGGUCUACAUCAAACUGGAGGCCAAAUAUCAAGGCCGAGUGGCAGGACUCUGCGGGAACUUUGACGGCGACGCAGAGAAUGACUUCUCCAGCCAACAAGGCAUUGUGGAGCCCACGGCAGACCUUUUCGGCAACUCCUGGCGCAUCAGCCUCCUGUGUCCUGAAGUCAACGCGGAGGACUUUGAGCAUCCCUGCACGGUGAAUUCUCACCGUGCGACGUGGGCUCGGAAGCGUUGCGGGAUCCUCCUUCAGGAUCUCUUCGCCCGCUGCCGUGAGGAACUGCCCUGCCAACAGUUCUAUGAGUGGUGUGUUUUCGAUGCCUGCGGGUGUGACUCUGGCGGGGACUGUGAGUGCCUCUGCACAGCCAUUGCGACGUACGCCGAGGAGUGCAUUCAGCGAGGAGUCCCCGUACGCUGGAGAAGCCAGGAACUCUGCCCCCUACAGUGUGAUCAUGGGAUGGAGUACGACCCCUGCGGCCCGGCCUGCCCGCCCACCUGCCAGAACUUCGGCCUGGAGCCCGCCGAACACUGCCCCAUGGAGACAGCUUCCUGCGUGGAGGGGUGCUUCUGCCCGGAAGGCAAAGUCCUGCAUGGUGGACGCUGCAUCGAUCCGUCGGAAUGCCCUUGCUUCUGGGAGGGUGCCUUGUUCCCGCUGGGGGCGCUGGUGACGCAGGAGUGCCGGAACUGCUCAUGUGAGGCAGGCCUGUGGCAGUGCACCGCCCCUCUGGAGACUUGCGGUGCCCCCUCCCACUGCGCCGAGACGGAGUUUGCUUGCCACGCCGGCGGGCGCUGCGUCCCGAAGGCCUGGGUUUGUGACAACGAAGACGAUUGUCGGGACGGUUCGGAUGAGCUCUGCCCCUCGAGCUGCGGGCCGGACCAGUACCGGUGUGCCAGCGGGCAGUGCAUCCCCUGGGGUUACCGCUGUGAUGGCACCACAGACUGCGCUGACCGCUCAGACGAAAAGGACUGCCCCUCGCCCGGCUGCUCGCCGCAGGAGUUCCGGUGCGGCAACGGCCGCUGCAUCCCACGCCGGGACCGCUGUGACGGGGAGCUGGAUUGUGGCUUUGCUGACCCCUCGGACGAGGCAGAUUGUGGACCAGCCUGCGGGUUGAACGAGUUCCGUUGUGCGGCUGGGCACUGCUUGUCGUACCUACACCGCUGUGACGGGCACGACGACUGUGGCGAUUUUAGUGAUGAACGGGGCUGCGUCUGCCAUCCUGGGGAGUUGCAGUGCCCGAGUGGUCGGUGCCUUCCCAAAGCUCUGAUUUGCGACGGCCGGCAGGACUGUCCCUCGGGCCUGGACGAGGCUUUCUGCCCAGGUCCAGUGAUGUGCGCUCCGGGCCAGCUGCCUUGUCCAAACGCCACUUGUGUGAGCCGUACGCAGGUGUGUGAUGGUGUGCACGACUGUGAAGAUGGCGCCGAUGAGGACCCUGCUCGGUGUCCGGGGAUACAGACCACACCUCUUGUGCCCACCGCUACACCAGCUUUCUCUGGAACCCAUCAUCCUGUCAUCAACAGAACUCUGGGACCACCCUGCGGGCGAUACGAAUUCCACUGCCACAGCGGAGAGUGCCAGCCGCGGGGCUGGGUGUGCGACAACGAAGCUGAUUGCCUGGACGGCAGCGACGAGUUACACUGCAACCGCACGUGCGAACUGGACCAUUUCCCCUGUGCCCGCGGGGCCGAGUGCAUCCACUACCAGCAGCUCUGUGACGGCAUCCCGCACUGCCAGGACCAGUCCGACGAGAGCAUUGACACCUGUGGCUCCACGCAGAUCCCCCCUUGCCCCGGGUUCUUCAUCUGCAAUGACCGGAUGUGCAUCAACGUAUCCCGUGUUUGCGACGGCUCGCCCGACUGCUCCCAGGGAGAAGACGAGCUCGCCUGCGAAAUCCCGGCGGCUCCACCAGGCGGAAGGAAUCAGACGGUCGGACCGUGUCCGGAAUAUUCCUGCGGCGACGGCACGUGUAUCGCCUUUAAACAGGUGUGCAACGGUCUGGCCAAUUGUGCGGAUGGCACGGAGGUUUCUGGUUGGCUGCCCUCUGAUGAGCGGGAUUGUGGCCUCUGGACCCCGUGGGCACCUUGGAGCAUCUGUAGCCGCUCGUGUGGGACGGGUCUCCAGAUCCGCCGGAGGAGCUGCACGCGGCGAGCGGACGACGUUCUCCGUCACUGCCUCGGAGAGGAAACCCAGGCCCAGCAGUGCUUCCUAGUGGCUUGUCCCGUUGAUGGCCAGUGGCGUGAAUGGGCCACGUGGUCCAACUGCACCGAGGAUUGCCGUGGAGUGGUGGUGCGUCACCGGGAAUGCCUCCCCUCUCAGAACGGAGGCCGUCAUUGUACCGAAGGGCUGGACGGAUCGGCUGCUUCGAUAGAGAUCCAGUUGUGUCAACGUGAGGACUGUCUCAAUGCAUCCACUUGCCCGGGGGAGCUGGUGAGCCAGAAGUGCGCCCCCUGUCCCACCUCCUGCACCGAGCUCUCCAGCCGUACAAGAUGCCGGAAGGACAGGCCCUGCCGGCCAGGCUGCUGGUGCCCCGAAGGCCUGGUCUUGAACAGUGAGCAGCAGUGCGUGCGCCCGCGAGAGUGCCCCUGCCAGGUGGGCGGCGUCCACUACUGGCCUGGCCAGCUGGUCAAGGUCAACUGCCGGAUCUGCACUUGCCAGGAAGGACAGAUGAAACGCUGCCGGCAGAACCCGGAGUGUACAGUGAACUGUGGCUGGUCAGCCUGGUCACCGUGGGGUGAAUGUCUGGGUCCCUGCGGGGUGCAGAGCAUCCAGUGGUCCUUCCGCAGUCCCAACAACCCGACCAAGCACGGCAACGGACGUCAGUGCCGCGGCAUCUACCGCAAGGCCCGGAGGUGCCAGACGGAGCCGUGUGAGGAGUGUGAACACCACGGCCGUACCCACGCCAUUGGCGACCGUUGGCGUUCGGGGCAGUGCCAAGUGUGCCAGUGUUUGCCCAACCUCACCGUCCAGUGUUCCCAGUACUGUCCCUACAGCACGGUGGGCUGUCCCGAGGGCCGGGUGCUGGUGAAGGGCCUGGCGGACGCCUGUUGUUACUGCAUGGAGGGGGAUGUCUGCUACGGGCCUCUGGGCAUUGCCUCGCUGCCGGACACCAGCUUCACGUCCUCCGCGCAGCAGCCGGAGAACCCGGCACACGCUGCUCGGCUCGGACGCCUUCUGCCUGGGGCAGAUUUGCAGGGUUGGGCCCCCCCAGCAGAAGUCUAUCCAGAGCUGCUGUCUCGGCCUCCCUUCCUGCAAGUGGAUUUGGGCGAGCCCAGGAACCUGACAGGGGUCGUCAUCCAAGGGGCAGGGACCUCCGAUGCCUAUGUGACCAGCUUCUUCCUCCAGUUCAGCCUGGAUGGCGAGAGAUGGCACGACUACCAAGAACUCUUCCAAGGAAACUCGGACGACGCGACGCCCGUCGCCCGGACCUUCCAGCGCAUGGUGCCGGCCCGACACGUCCGCCUCCUUCCCCACGACUUCCACAACGGCAUCUUUCUGCGCCUGGAGCUGCUGGGUUGCGGGAAAGUUUCCCCAGAGCAACCCGGCUGGCCCACGUCCCCGCCCGGAUGGAGGCCUUGCUGGGCUGGUGAGUUCCAGUGCCGGAAUGGACGCUGCGUGCCUGCCGGGCACCAUGGGGCCAUCUGCAAUGGCGUCGACGACUGUGGGGACUUCUCGGAUGAGCUGCGGUGCGGUGUCCCCAGGUGGAAGGCCGAUGCCGGGGGCCCAGAGUCCCACCCCGCCAGACAGAACAUGGAGCCAGGAUGGAGCCCCCGGCAGUCUGACCCCAACCCCUACUUCCAGGUGGACCUCCUCCAGCCUUUCUUCAUCACGGCGGUGGCCACUCAAGGUGGAGGCAGGUCUGGGGGAUUCAUCUCACGUUAUCGCCUGCUCUACAGCAAUGAUGGGGUCCAUUUUUGGAACUACAGUAAACCUGGUUAUAGCCCAGCCACAUCCUUGCAAGCUCAGGUUCUGGAGGGGAAUUCUGACAGCAUCACCCCGAUCCGGCAGGAGCUCAGCCCGACUAUCCUCGCCCGUUUCCUGCGCUUCGUGCCCGUGGAGUACCAGCAAAGCAUUGCCUUGCGCCUGGAGGUGUUUGGCUGUGCCUGGACGCCGACUCUCGUCCCUUCGGCUGGAAUGCCCCGGAUCCUGUGCGUACAGGGACAAUUUGCCUGCGAGACCUUGGGUUGCGUGGAAGCGGUAUUUGUGUGCGAUGGGCAGCAGGAUUGCCUGGACGGCUCCGACGAGGCCCACUGUGUGGACUGUAUCCUGUCUCCCUGGAGCCCCUGGAGCGAAUGCAGCCGAUCUUGUGGGCUGGGCGUCACCUUCCGGAGGCGCGACCUACUCCGCAACGCUCUCCCGGGUGGACGUUGUGACCGGGAUGAGUUUGACAGCCGGUCCUGCUUCCUCCGGGCCUGUCCAGUGAACGGAGCCUGGGCCUCCUGGGGCGAGUGGUCAGACUGCGACGCCGAGUGCCGGGGGGGCGUGAGGAGCCGUACCAGGGCCUGCGAAGACCCCCCACCCAAGAACAGCGGGCAGCUCUGUCCCGGAGAUGCCGUGCAGAUGGAAACGUGCAACCAACAGCCUUGCGGAGACGCCCGGGACUGCGGCCCAGACAUGGUCUUCGUACAAGCCGGGCACUGUGCCCGCGGCCUGGUGGACCCUUGCCCGCAGACGUGCCGCCAGCUAAGUGUCUGGAGGACCUGCCAGAGCAGCUGCGUAGAGGGUUGUCGCUGCCCCCCCGGUCUCUUCCUGCAGGAGGGAGGCUGUGUGAACAUCAGCCAGUGUCACUGCUUCUUUGACCAGGACCACCGUCGUCCAGGAGAGAUCUUCCUGAGGGACAACUGCAGCCAGUGCGUUUGUCUGGAUGGCACGGUGACCUGUGACUCGGUGGCCUGCCCGGUGAAGUGCGGCUGGUCGGCUUGGUCUCCGUGGACCCCCUGCAGCCGGAGUUGCGGAGUUGGGAUGCAGCAAAGGUUCCGGUCUCCCUCCAACCCGGCGGCAGCCAACGGGGGCGCCCCGUGCCAAGGAGAUGCCCAGGAGGUGCGCGAGUGUCACACAAGCUGCAUCACAGCUGAAACGGCUUUGCUCUGGAGCGACUGGACCCCCUGGUCCCCCUGCUCCAAGACCUGCUUCUACGCCCCGGAUCUGGUCGGCACGCGAAAACGAUUCCGGCAUUGCAACGGUACGGCGCAGGCCGUCGGGUGCGACGGAGAGAGCGUGCAGGACGAGGAUUGUGACACUCCCCUGUGCCCAGUGGAGGGAAUCUGGACCCCUUGGUCCGCCUGGUCCGUCUGCUCGGCGCCGUGUGACUCCGGGGUGCAGACCCGCAACCGCACCUGCUCCAAGCCGGCCUACGGGGGUCCCGGGUGCUCGGGCCCCCUGAUCCAGACCCGGGAUUGCCACACGCAGCCCUGCCGAGGGGAGUGCCCGGCCAACAUGGUGUAUCUGACGGCCGAGGAGUGUCGGCGGAAAGGGGGGGCUUGCCCCCGACUCUGCCUGGACCGGGGCGCCCAGGUGGAGUGCGCCUCCCCCUGCCAGGAGGGCUGCCACUGCCCCGAGGGUCUUUUCCUCCAGGACGGUUCCUGCGUGCAACUCAGCCGGUGCCCGUGCUACUACCAGGGGCAGAUUUACUCGCCGGGCACCGCCGUCUCCCGAGACUCGUGCAACAACUGCACCUGCAAGGAGGGGGAGAUGGUGUGUGGCGCAGAGCCUUGCCCAGCCGACUGUAGCUGGAGCCCCUGGUCCGCCUGGAGCGCCUGCAGCCGCACGUGCAACGUGGGGACGAGGCGGCGCUACCGGGCCGACGCCGAGCCGGAAGGGCGGCCCUGCCAGGGCUCCAAGGUGGACAUCGAAUUCUGCAGCCUGCAGCCCUGCCCAGGGUCCGGCAUGGAGUGGGGCCCGUGGUCGGAGUGCUCGGUGCCGUGCGGAGGCGGCUACCGCAACCGGACCAGAGCCGUCACCACCAUCCUGGCCAGGAUCGACUUUGCCACCUGCAACCUUCAGCCCUGCACAGGUGAGGUUCCAGGCACCUGCCCGGCGGGGAAAGUGUGGCGAGAGUGCAACGACGGGCCGGCUUCCUGCGCAGAGCUCAGCACCGAAGAUGACGUUGGACGCCGGAUGGCAUGCCAGCCAGGCUGCUACUGCCCCAAUGGCACCAUCUUGCUGGACAAUCUCUGCGUUCCGGCCGAGGAGUGUCCGUGCGCCGUAGAGGGCAGGCUCUAUGCUCCCGGUGAAGCGGUGACCGAAGGUUGCCAAAACUGUUCCUGCAUUGCUGGCCAGCUGGGGAAUUGCAGCCGUGCAGCCUGUGGAGACGGCGCCGCCGAAGACCGGAAUCUCUCCUCCUGGUUGGGGCUUCCCGAGUGGGAAUACGCCCAGCCGGGGGAGACCAUCUACGCACCCUGCCAGAACUGCACCUGCGUAGAUGGGCAGCUGCAGUGCCGGGCAGAUUCCUGGUGCCUCCUGGACGGCGCCUGGUCCGGCUGGGGACGAUGGUCUCCCUGCAGCCAGAGCUGCGGCACAGGUGUCCAGUACCGAUUCCGGGAAUGCAGCAACCCGCCCCCACAGAACGGAGGCCGAGGGUGCGCGGGGGGCGGCGAGCAGCAGAGACCCUGUCUGAAUCAGGAAGAGUGUCCAGAGGCGGAAACCUGGGACCCCUGGACCGCCUGGUCCCCCUGCAGUGUCUCUUGCGGAGGGGGAGAGCAGCUGCGCAGCCGACGUUGUCGCGAGCCGGAUUGCCGGGGUCUGUCCUCGCAAAGCAAGACCUGCAAUACGCACGUCUGUCUCGGGACCUCCACGCCCCCCUCCUCUGCUUCUCUCUUCCUGCCCCAGGAGUGCCCCUGUGUCCUGAGCGAGGAGGUUCUGCAGGGGUUCCGGAAACACUCGGACGAGACCCCCGAUUCGCCUCUGGUCAUCCUGACUGCUCAAGGCCGACGAGUCUCCCCAGGAGAAGAAGUGGCGCCCAAUAACACCAUCUCUGCCGCCUGCAGCAACUG
Molecule: messenger RNA, 8303 nt
Organism: Protobothrops mucrosquamatus (brown spotted pit viper)
Lineage: Eukaryota; Metazoa; Chordata; Lepidosauria; Squamata; Viperidae
Gene: SSPO
Product: SCO-spondin
Exons: 53
Cellular component (GO): extracellular matrix
Molecular function (GO): protein binding
Source: RefSeq, a predicted model, not a curated record